UUCUGCGAACUCGCCCACUUCGCCACAGCCAGAUAAAUCCAACAUACAGUAGCAAACACCUGGCCAUCUAAUAUAAGGGGAGACAUCCUCGGUACUCGGGGAGAUGGGAUCUCGCAAUUACCUUCCUUGAGGUGCAGUACCCCUAAAGCUUAAACCCCUUUCAUUCAUCAGCAUUAAGGCCAACCUCUAACGAUAACAUCUAAGUGCUUUCUCUCUGACAAUAUUAUACACGCUUAUUUACACACACAUAUAGUACAUGUAUACAUGUGUAUGCAUAUAUUUUUGUAUGUGUCAGUAUUAUUAUCAUUAUAAUUAUCAUUUUUAUUAUUCUUUUACAGAAUCUAUAAUGGGAAACUGGGGAUCAACUUCAUCAGCCAACCACUCAGCAGGCUCACAGCCAGCAUCAACAGUCAUCAGCUCAACAAGUUCCUACUCGCCAGCAGCGGCCGCCCACUCAGCAGGCUCACAGUCAGCAUCAACAGUCAUCAGCUCAACAAGUUCCUACUCGCCAGCAGCGGCCGCCCACUCAGCAGGCUCACAGUCAGCAUCAAGAGUCAUCAGCUCAACAAGGUCAUACUCGCCAGUUGCGACCGCCCACUCAGCAGGCUCACAGUCAGCAUCAUCGGCCAUUCACCUAGUAAGCCAUACUGGUCUACAGUCGACAAAUGUCAGUACAUCGCAGAUUAGCAGUCUAAAUAGUCAGCACAUAAACAAUUCAGGAAACAAUGUAGCAAUAAAGCCUUAUACUGUAAAGGCUGCUCAACAAACUGAACACUGUGUAAAUGAUUAUGUCAUUCCUAAUCUGCGAACAAAUAAUUUAGAACAAACACAAAUUGUAAAUAUCCCACUGAAUUUUAUACCAGAUAAAUUUGGGUUACGUGUAUGCCCCCAAUACAAUAGUAAGAAUGGGUGCCAUGCUAUGCUUUGCCGGCGAUUCCACAUAUGUCUUUUUUGGGCAAAGGAACAAUGCAAAAGCAAUAAGUGUGACUAUGCUCACGAUUUCACUUCAUACCAUAAUACACUACUUAGGAAUACAUUCUCUAACAGAAAAAGCUUCGAUAUCCCUGAAUGUAUUCGGGAUAAUCACAGACGCAUGAAAUUUAAAAAACAAGGUUCAAAUGGUGAAAUAUGUAUGUUUAGUAUCAGGAACAGAUGUACAACAAGCGGCUGUACCAGAGUUCACGCUAAAAUUCCUUACCAAUGGGAGGUUCAGAUUGAUGACUCAUGGACAAAAUUUUCUCGCAGACAGACCUACUACCUAGAAGAAAUGUUCAGUCGACCAGACAGUGAAAAGAUUGAGCUUCCUUCCCUGGAACGCAACCUUCGAACCCAUUCAGAAUUUUCAAAAUUCUUUUCCUUUUUGUCCAAGAGUAAAGUGUGGUUUGUGAAUUUUGAGACCAUGAAACUUCACUCUGAGCACAGCUGUAAGAACAUACGUAGACUAUCAACUCCCUCAGAUAUUAUGGUAGAUAUUAAUUUAGCAACACGGUGGAUCUGGUACUGGGAAGAUGAUAGCGGUAUUUGGCACCCAUACACUGAUGGAGCCAGCGAAAAAUUCUACAUAAUUUCACUUAGUGAUCAAAUGGAAUAUGAGAAAAGUGUUAGAUCACAAAAUAUGCAAGUAAAAAUGAGUGGCAAUCCUUACAGUAUUAACAUUAUGGACAUGUAUCAGCAAAAUAGAGAUACCAACAAAAUAAGGAAAAUACGAAGAAGACCAUCAUGUCUCCCUUCAAAACAAGAUGCUUCAUUCAGUAGUCAGUUUUUAAAUCUGUCAGAGAAUAGAAACUUUUUGAGACACCCUGUCAAUGUAACCUCUUCUGAAUUUAUGUAUAUCAAAGGGCUGCUGCAAAUCGGAAUGGGGAAUAUUCGUGUCGCAACCAUGGAACGCAUUCAGAAUAAUCAUCUCUGGAAAGCUUACCAAAACAAGAGAAAACUUCUUUUGUCCAUAUACAAAAAUGAUGCAUCCCUUAUCAACGAACAGUACCUGUUCCAUGGGACAAAGCAUGGAGCAAUCGACUUGAUCUGCAGUGAAAGCUUUGAUUGGCGGCUGUUUGGCACCAACGUAGGCAAUGUCUAUGGUAAAGGGACAUAUUUCACAAAUGAUUCAAGAUUGUCAAAUAGCUACAGUGAAAGCAAAUCAGGUUUAAAAGCAGUAUUUGUGGCUUUUGUCCUUGUAGGAACAAUGACAAAGGGAAACAGAGACAUGGAGAUUCCUCCCCAAAAUACUGAAUUUGGUAGGUGCUUUGAUACCACCUGUAAUAAUGAUUUUGCACCCAACAUCUUUGUAAAGUAUAACAAAGACGAAUAUUAUCCUGCAUAUAUUGUCAAGUACUAUGAUGGAGAUUGCCGGUACUGAGAAAGAUUUAUAUUCUUGAGUUCAUAGAGUAAUAAUAUUAGCAAAUUCAGAACCAGAAUAUUUAGAAGUAUGCUUUAUGUUAUGGUUUCGUAUAGAGAAUGUACUGUAGAGAAGUCCCCACAACUGCACUUAGUCCUCACUGAAAAAUACCUGGCAGACCUUUCUUUAGGAUUAGUAGGUGAUUGAUAGGCACUCUUACAUGAGUGACGUCAGUGUUGGUCAUUCCAACGAUAUUCUAAUUAUUUGUAGACACAAGGUAACAGACGCUCCCAAAGACGUUGAAGUCUGACCCAUUUACAUAUAGACCUAGAAAAAAACUAGAGAUCAAGACAGUUAUGUUAUUGAUAAAAGUUUAGAUUAACCAAACAGGUACUUGAAUAUAUUAAAGGGUAACCGAUGAGAGGAAACUUAUGGAUACGCAUUUAUGCUCUAGUUAUUACUACUGCUACUGUCAGAUCUUUUUUUUUUUUUUUUUUUUUUUUUUUUUUAUUCUAGUAGUUGUAGUUGUUCUGUUUAAGAUAUGUCGUGUGUCCAUACUGUAUAUUAGAAAAAAUAAAAAGAACUAGUUACGGCGAUCUUUAGAGUUACACUGACUGAUAAACAGCCUUGUUUCAAACGUAUUUAGGCUUCAGCCAUCAGAGUUAAAGUGAACAGAUACCUUAGUGUCUGUCUUGCGACUCCGACUACUGCAUUUUGUUUUAUUUGUGACCAGCAGAUGAAUGUAAGAGCUGGAAAAAUUCUGUCAGACCAUGCAACUAUUUUUUUUAAAGUUCACCUGAAGUCUCAUUUUCAGCAGAGAUUUCCUACAAGAUUAUUUUAUGCCUUUGAUUAGUGAUCAGAAACGCUAAUACAUGUUACCAAUCGAAGUCAACUUUCCUGAUGAUUGCAAUUUACUAUUGACAGAAAAAAAAAAAAAAAAAAAAUUUGCUCGGCGUCUGUUAUACAUACAAGACCCUUCCAAAUGUGUCCACUUUAUUACAUAAAGAAACUGCUGUCUUCGGAACAUUUGCUCGGCGUUCUGUUAUACAUACAAGACCCUUCCAAAUGUGUCCACUUUAUUACAUAAAAGAAACUGCUGUCUUCGGAAGUCACAGAAGGAGGGGCUACUAGGGCUGCCUCCCCCAAUGGAGCUUUCUAAAGAACUAAACCCAGUUUUUGUAGUGUUAUAUAAAGUUGGUUUUUGUUAGAUCAUAUCAUACAUAUAUAAUGCAUAUUCAGUUAACCACGAUUUGCAGUGGUUGAGGAACCUAUCAUGCUUAUGGUUAAAAACAAAAUAUUUGGGCGUCACUGAUAUGACAGGUUAACUAGUGAUAUUACAUGCAUCAUAUUUUCUUUUGUUUUGUACAAUAGUUCUGCAGAGAUUUGCAAAAUUAUAUCUUAAGACACUGUUCUGAUUUACUUGUUGAAUUGAUUUACCUGUUGAAUUAACCAUGCUAGAGCAGAACAACUGAGGUUCAGCAGCAUUUGUAAAGAGAUCUAUCAUGCAACAAGCUUGUUUGAAAAGAUACUGAUAAAAUAAGUGAACCAGUUAGACUUCAUGCUUUAUGUUGACUUUUUAAAAUGUACUGUAGUAUGGUGUAUACCUCAGUACAAGAACGCACCCGGAUUCGCGGAUUCACUUAUGUGAAUGGUGAUCAUCAUGCACCACUUGUGGUGAACACGAAAUGAAUUUCAGGUCCGAGAGAGCUUGUAGCCCACACCCAACCCCUUCACAACUUGGAAAGGUGGCAACCCCUUGCCUGAGUCAGCAGCAGUUGGCCAGUAACCUCGGUUGUGAAGGGAGUGUUGAGUGUGGGCUAGGCAGACUCUUGUGUUCAAGAGAUUUUUUUUUCAUGUUCAGUGUCAUUGCCUGUACAUUUUCUGUAAAUGAACUCAACUGUAAUAUAUGACAUAGGUGACAGCAAUAAAUGCCGUGAAAAAUA
Molecule: messenger RNA, 4278 nt
Organism: Penaeus monodon (black tiger shrimp)
Lineage: Eukaryota; Metazoa; Arthropoda; Malacostraca; Decapoda; Penaeidae
Product: protein mono-ADP-ribosyltransferase PARP12-like
Molecular function (GO): NAD+ poly-ADP-ribosyltransferase activity; zinc ion binding
Source: RefSeq, a predicted model, not a curated record